Molecule: messenger RNA, 1590 nt
Organism: Thlaspi arvense
Lineage: Eukaryota; Viridiplantae; Streptophyta; Magnoliopsida; Brassicales; Brassicaceae
Source: the annotation of a GenBank genome assembly
AUGUCCGGUAAUAAGCUAUCGAUUCUCCAAGGUCUUGCCUUCUUCUUCCACCGUUUUUUUAUCCUCCGGCGUUGGUUUCAUCGUAACCCUAAACAAAAACACCAAAAAUGCCCUUCUCAUCAUGGCCUUCACCAAGCUCACGACUUAUCACAUCACACCUUGAUAUUCAACGUUGAAGGAGCUCUACUCAAAUCAAACAACUUGUUCCCUUACUUCAUGCUCGUAGCUUUCGAAGCCGGAGGGGUAAUAAGGUCAUUUAUCCUCUUCAUUCUCUAUCCAUUUAUAAGCUUGAUGAGCUACGAUAUGGGCUUGAAGACCAUGGUGAUGUUGUGCUUCUUUGGGGUUAAAAAAGAAAGUUUUCGAGCUGGGAAAUCGGUUUUGCCUAAGUACUUUCUAGAAGAUGUUGGGCUCGAAAUGUUUGAGGUUUUGAAGAGAGGGGGCAAGAGAGUUGGUGUGAGUGGUUUGCCACAAGUAAUGAUUGAUGGGUUCUUGAGAGAUUACUUGGAGAUUGAAGUUGUGAUCGGGAGAGAGAUGAAAACGAUCGGUGGUUACUACUUAGGCACCAUGGAGGACAGGAAUAAACAUGAACUUGCUUUUGGUAAAUUGGUUCAAGAAGAACAACUAAGUACUGAUCAUGUCAUUGGCAUCACUUCCUUUAAUUUCUCAAGUCAGCGAUCUCUAUUCUCUCAAUUUUGCCAGGAAAUUUACUUUGUCAGAAAUUCAGACAAGAAAAGUUGGCAAACUUUACCAAGAAAUCAGUUCCCUAAACCAUUGAUUUUCCACGAUGGUCGUUUAGCCAUUAAGCCAACACCUAUAGACACACUCGCACUAUUCAUGUGGGCCCCAUUCGCCGUUGCCUUAGCCGCCGCAAGACUCAUCGCCGGCCUAAACCUCCCUUACUCCUUAGCUAAUCCUUUCCUCGCCUUCUCGGGUCUCCGCCUUACCCUCACCGUCAACAACCAAACUGGCUUAACUUCUUCCUACCAAAAGAAAGGUUGUCUCUUUGUCUGUAACCAUAAAACGUUACUAGACCCACUUUAUCUGUCUUACGCUCUAAGAAAGAAAAACAUUAAAGCCGUUACGUAUAGUCUAAGCAGAUUAUCUGAGCUUUUAGCUCCAAUCAAAACCGUUAGAUUGACUCGUGACCGUGUUCAAGAUGGUCAAGCCAUGGAAAGAUUAUUGAGCCAAGGAGAUCUCGUGGUUUGUCCCGAAGGAACUACGUGUAGAGAGCCUUACUUGCUUCGAUUUAGUCCACUUUUCGCGGAGGUUAGUGACGUCAUUGUACCGGUUGCUAUUGACUCGCACGUGACCUUUUUCUAUGGCACGACGGCUAGUGGAUUUAAGGCCUUUGAUCCGAUUUUCUUCCUCAUGGAUCCUUACCCUUCCUACACCGUCCGAUUGCUUGAUCCUGUCUCUGGAGGUGGAUCAGCCACGUGUCAAGAUCAUGAUGAUGGCAAAACUAAGUUCGGGGUGGCUAAUCACGUGCAGCAUGAGAUCGGGAAAGCCUUGGGGUUCGAGUGCACCAACCUCACGAGAAGAGAUAAGUACUUGAUCUUGGCCGGUAAUAAUGGAGUUGUCACGAAAAAAUAA